Austrofundulus limnaeus is the source of this 1534-nucleotide messenger RNA. RefSeq names its product transcription factor GATA-3. NCBI's taxonomy places the organism in Eukaryota, Metazoa, Chordata, Actinopteri, Cyprinodontiformes, Rivulidae. The record is from RefSeq and is a predicted model, not a curated record.
AUCAACCGACCUCUGACCAUGAAGAAGGAAGGCAUCCAGACCAGGAACAGGAAGAUGUCGAGUAAGUCCAAGAAGAGCAAAAAGUCCCAAGACAACAUGGACGACUUCUCCAAGAGCCUGAUGGACAAGAGCAGCUCCUUCAGCCCCGCCGCCCUGUCCCGCCACAUGUCCUCCUUCCCUCCCUUCUCGCACUCCGGCCACAUGCUGACCACCCCCACACCCAUGCACCCAUCUUCAAGCCUCCCGUUUGCCCCRCACCACCCCUCCAGUAUGGUCACAGCCAUGGGCUAAGGCUCCCCGAGCCCCUACUGCCACACCCUUCGGUACCUCUGCAGACCUGCUUCCACGUCCCAAAAGACUCCUCCUUGGUUUCGAUCCGACUCCCCCCACCUCCCCGUCUGGCCGCCGAGACCCGGCGAGAGAACGGCGGGCCCCUUUUUCUCCUCAGCUGUAUGUUAUUUUUUUUAAAUAAAACUCCAAGUGUACCUCUGCGAUGUAAAUGCUUUGCAGACUUGACUUGACUGUGGCGCACUGACCUCCUUGGUCGGGGAAAAGACUCAUUUGYUUCCCACCGACCCAGGAGAAAAGCGGACAUUUCUCUUCGCCGUCACCCUCGAGGCUGUCCUCCACAUGAGAAGUAGCUCCAUUUGUGUACAAAAAGCCAUUCUCCCACCAGAACAGACAUUACCAGAACUUUCUGACGCCCUCUCCCUUAAAACCACCUCUCCUCCCCGAACACCUGUGUAACAGGAAAUCCCUCCUAGCUCCUCUCUUUUUUUUUCUUCCUUUCUCUUCCUGAGAAGAAGCUGAACAUAUUUGUACAAAUUGUAUGAAAUACAGUACAUUUAAUGAAGACUUUUUAAUUAAGUAAGAAAAAAAAAAGACCUAAAACAUGCCCCUGAGCAGCUAAUGACAAAGAAGGGUACGAGCCGCAGCAGGUGGAAGAGCCUUGCCACCGGAGGAGCGAGGGGAACGAAGCCUCGAAACGCUGGAGGAGGGAAAAGAACAGAGGAAGAGAGGAGGUGAAGAGGGGAAAGACUUUUGAAAAACAGGGCAGGCCUUGGAUUUUGCCUGCAUGAAAUGUGUUGCAUUAAGUUCGCAGAGAGUCGGCGCCUCUGGCCUGCCGACGUGUCUCUCUUCUUUACUUUUCUUCGUUUUGUUUCCUUUUUGGAUGUGCUAUAGGUCUCGGGCAAUUGGUUUGUGUUGAAGCGCACACACGCACACACGCACACACUCGCACACAAACACACACAUAAUGGAUCACCUGAAAGACUUUUUUCCUUUCUGCCCACAGAUUAUAUGCAUUGUGAAAAGUUCCUGUAUUUGUUAUUUGUAUGUAUAAAUCAGAGUACCAAAAAUACGAAAGAAACAAAGAUGUAGAAUUAUUUCUUUAUGUUAUGCAGACUGAAUGGUUGUAAAAAAUUUAAUAAUAAUCACUAGUGUAAAAUAUGACUGCUCUUUUUUUUUUUGUUUCGUAAUAUUUUUUUUCUUCUUUGAAAAUAAUAAACUAGUUUAAAUCUCUGUUGACAUGUUA